Messenger RNA from Ostreobium quekettii, 1044 nucleotides. Lineage: Eukaryota; Viridiplantae; Chlorophyta; Ulvophyceae; Bryopsidales; Ostreobiaceae. The record is from the annotation of a GenBank genome assembly.
AUGCGGCUCCUGCACUUUGGACGGCUCGCGAGGACUUUUUCCGUUAAGCAAGUUUUCCGCACGGGAGGCGCUGGAGGGACAAUCCAGUGGAAACUGCCCUUGUGGGCCUGCGGCUCGUUGGGAACGGAUGGCUUGGAACAGGUGCCUUGCAACAAAGGCUUCGCCUCGAGCUCGCCGACGAUGUCGUCAAACAAUGACAAGGACGACAAUCUAGGUCCCGAAUAUAUCUUUCAGGACCAGAUGGUUUGGCCCUUGCCUCCCGAUGUGCUGGCAUCAGCAAACCCGGGGUUGGCUGAGGCAGUGAGGCAUGAUCGAGAGUUGACCAGGAAGGCUGCGGUUGAGCGUAUUUCCAAGAUAGUGCUUGAUCGAAAUCCAAGCUGGCAGAAUGCAACGAUUCUUGCUGCGCUGCACAUGCUCAAGCCGUCUGAGCUGCAGCAGGAGCUUCAGCAUUGUGGAUUGGUGACAGUUGGGGAUGAGGAGACCAUGAUAGGUAGAUUGGCAGAAUUCCUUGAAGUUGAAGAAAUAGAAAACAGUGGCCGGCGACAGAGAAGAGACCAGAUGAUGGAGGAUGAACUCGAGCAGUUACAGUCUGAGCCCUUGAGCAAGUUUGACUUUGUGCAUGUCGUAUCCCCUGACAAGGUGGUGAAGAUCAUGGCAGAUGCGCAUGCCACAGAUAUUUGUAUAAUUGAUGUGACAAAGAGUGCACGGUUUGCAGACUACUUUGUGUUGGCAAAUGGACGAUCGCUGAGACAUCUGCAUGCCCUUGCUGCUUCUGUUCUGUCAGAGGUUAAGCAGAGCUGCCAACGGAAAAACAUCUCACAUGUUGCAGAAGGGGUGACGCCAGGAAUUGAAGGGGAGAUGGGCUGUGACUGGGUCGUUGUGGAUGCAGGCAGUGUGGUUGUGCACGUCUUCAUGGAAGACGCCCGUCGGUAUUAUGACUUGGAAGGCCUUUGGGGGACUGAAGAUAACAUCAGGAGGAUCACCACUGAUAAAAUGGUAGAGACGUUGGAUACUAUCAAGGUCGUCGAUGAAGACAACCGGUGA